This is a messenger RNA of Oikopleura dioica, 2319 nucleotides long. NCBI's taxonomy places the organism in Eukaryota, Metazoa, Chordata, Appendicularia, Copelata, Oikopleuridae. The record is from the annotation of a GenBank genome assembly.
AUGAAUCCUGGCCUCACGAAUUACAAUGCAAUUGCCGUUCAACUCUUUGCGAUUGCAGACAAAUAUGAAGAUCGCUCCGUUGACCUUCUCAAGGGAGCUUUUGAGGCUUUCCCGGGAGCGAACUGGGCGAUUUUGACCGUUCCUCGACAAGUUCAGCAUUUUCGACUUCUUGAUUAUUUCCAAAGAGCGACUCCACGAAGUUCAUUCACAACAACUGAGGUCUACAUUGUCCAUCGUGCAGUAAUCCACGAGAUCGCUUCCGUGCGACAGGCGGCCGAAACUGACUUUGAAGCAAUCGAGAGCCUUGCUCCAGAAUUUUACAAGAACAUGAAAAUGUCUUUGAUAAAUGGACAAGGCCUCAACCCAACUCCAUCGAUUGGCACGCCCGAACUUCUAUCGACGUCAUAUUUGAUGUUCGCCGGCGAGCACGCCGUUGGCGGUGUCAUCAUCGCCGCCGAGGAUAAAAUCGACGCUCUCAGAGCGAACUUCGAGAUUGAAGAUUUCGUAAACUUGGACUUGAUCGAACGAAGAGAGAAUCACAAAGUCCUGUACUGCUUCGUCGCUCCUGGUUUUCAUUCUCUUGGAAAAUUCAUGCUCUCAGAAGCGAUGCGACUUUCAGGAGCGAUAUCAACCCGUCAGAUGCGAACAGUACCGAAAAGAGAAAAGAUCCACUUCAAUGUUGAGCGAUUGGAAGAAAAUGCUCCCUGCCCCGAUGCCCUCCUUGAUUGUGAUUUUGGACUUUUGAUUCUGCCCAAGAAGCUGAUUCAAACAGAUGUCAGAAUUUGUUCACAUUCGAUAGUCAUCGUUGGCGCUUCCGAUACCGGCAUAGCGGCGAUUGAAGAAUUAGCAAUGAACAAAGGUCUUAUUUUCAAUAAUUUGACGCUCGUCUCGUCCGUAUUCGAAGAUGAUCACGAAGUCACGCUUGGCCAUAAAAAUGUAAAGGUCGAAGAAAGACAGAUUAACAACUUCGGCAGGAAGAAAUACGGACUGAACAUAUGCCUGAACCGAGUCCGUGCUACUCUGGCUGGAAUAAAUACUAACGAUCGAAAAAUUAUCCUCAGAGAUGGAUCCGAGUUGCCUUAUGAUUUACUUGUCCUCGCGACUGGCAAGCAAUACAGUGGACUUGUCGACAAUCCGAUUCGUGGUGUAGAAGGUCUAGCAUUUAGCGAGAUCGUCAACGACAUCAGCGAAGGAGACGGCAUUUUCGUCAGAAGUAACAAUAUCAAUGCUUUAGGAUUUAUUCAGCAGCUUUUGGAACGUAAAAUUCAGCCCAAUCAGAUAACGCUUGCAUGUGAAACCGACUUGGAAGAAAUUUUCGACCUCGGUGAUAUCAACAAGGAGCGCAAACUCACGAAUGGACCAGAAUUGGACAAGGUCGCUGCUCGAGUUCGAAACGAGAUGGAAGAACUUGGAGUCAAUUUGAUUGAGAAUGUCAAAGAAUACGAAAUCCUCAAGAAUGAUGGGAAGAACAUUUCAUCCGUCUGCGUUGGCGAUACCGAAUAUGAAUGCAAGCAUUUGGUCGAUAUGCUCGAGAAGUCAGUCUCGAAGACUGUUUUCAGCGCGCUCAACGAUGCCUGUCUAGUCUACGAUGGCGCCCUUGUCAUAGACAGUACUUUCUGCACAUCGAAUGAAAAUAUUAUGGCCGCUGGACCAAUGACCAAAUAUCAACGAAGACUUUACGCAGAUGAUUGGGUUCACGAGAAAUUCAAUUCAGCCGAAGUUGGCAAGGCCGCUGCUGCGCUCAUUUUGGAUCGUGUUCUCGGGCGUAUUCCUAAGCCUGAUGUAUCUGUUCCAGUUUUCAAGGCGCCAGUUGUCACUUCUUGCAAACUUGUUGGCGGAAGACAUUAUCUAAGUUGCAAAGCGACAUAUUUUGAUCGACUUGCUGAUGGAAUGAAACAAGGACAAGCUCGUUGGAUGGUCACUUCAAAUGACGAAUGCGACUCAAGAAUUCAUUUGAAUCCAUUUGGCGUCGUCGAUGGAAUGAUCUUUGUCUCUCGAGAGCCUCUCAAUGUCGAGAAUGUCAUCAGAAUUUUCGGGCUCCACGAAAAGUACCUCAAGGAUCUUGUUUCUCGAUUUGACGAAGAGCUCAUUCCUUGCCUCUAUGAACACAUUACCAGUCCCUUCUUCGAUGUUAUUUCGCACGAUAGAUUCAAGGACUUGGUCCAGCAGCUUGAAGAUCUUAUCCCACUAGAUAAUGCCGACAUCAAGCCAGGAACUUCGAAAGAGCUCACAGAAAAGUACUCGGGAGAUAUCGACCGGACUAUUUUGAAAUUUAUCAAGGACAAUCAACAGCUUCUGCCUAUGUAUCAUCUUCCUUGA